Messenger RNA from Mixia osmundae IAM 14324, 348 nucleotides. RefSeq lists its product as uncharacterized. The record is from RefSeq and is a predicted model, not a curated record. The transcript has 3 exons. The coding region runs from base 1 to 348 and encodes 115 amino acids. Lineage: Eukaryota; Fungi; Basidiomycota; Mixiomycetes; Mixiales; Mixiaceae.
AUGGUGAGCCGCUCUCGAUCUGCAUUGACAGCUUCCUCGAGCGUGCCGCAGGGCUUCACCGACGCUCCUGGCGUAUCGGUCUCAAGUAAAGCUGCCGAUGAUGACGAUGCAAUGCUCAUCGUCGAAUGGACCGUGCGUCCUCAAGAGGCUAUUGCGAUGUCCGUCACUAUCGCUCUCUACCGCAGUAGCGCACACCGAGCUGACGCCCUCGAAGACGGCAUAGAACAAUGGGGUCACGACCAGCUAUCCUUCAUCUGCGGGCCUCCUCGUUCUCUCCUCGGCGUCGACUGCAGCCACCUGAUACUAGCAUCCCGUAUGCGCGAUGAUGUACACUUCCCACGAAGCUGA